Molecule: messenger RNA, 7508 nt
Organism: Antechinus flavipes (yellow-footed antechinus)
Lineage: Eukaryota; Metazoa; Chordata; Mammalia; Dasyuromorphia; Dasyuridae
Gene: SNAPC1
Product: small nuclear RNA activating complex polypeptide 1
Exons: 9
Coding region: 669-1670 (333 amino acids)
Biological process (GO): snRNA transcription by RNA polymerase II; snRNA transcription by RNA polymerase III
Cellular component (GO): snRNA-activating protein complex
Molecular function (GO): sequence-specific DNA binding
Source: RefSeq, a predicted model, not a curated record
AAUAAUUCCUUAUUUUUAGGGUAGUUGUGCAAAUAAACGCUUCUUCCCCUACCCUUCAUUCCUAUCUCCUGCUCUGUGGCUCCAUCUGAAAUUAUAUCUUAAUUAAUGGUUAGUAUUUAAUAGCGCUUUAAGGUUUGCUUCAUCCUUUGCAUGUGCUAUCUUAUCUGAUUCCUGGUAGUUAUGUAAUUUUAUGGCUUUUUACUACGAUCUAAAAAAUUCAAUUAAUAAACUUAUUAUUGUCUCCUCGUGUGUGUCAAACAAAAUAAAAAACAAAACCCUUACAACAAAUACAUGUCGUUAAUCAAAACAAAUUCACAUACUGGGAAAGACCAAAUGUUUCGCACUCUAAUCUCUUCUCCUCUCUCUUUCUUCUGUUUCUUUUUAACUGGCUCUUUAAGAAAGUAAGGAUCGCGAAGAAGAGAAAGGAAGCGGAAGUCUCCACGUGCACCGUAACCUUAACCUUAACUGGUUCUUGUUCCGGUAUCUUCAGGGCGAAAGAGGACAUGGAAGUACUUUUGUGAAGUCCGGCGCUUUACGAACGACGAGCUCAUUUUGCGUCAUGACGUAGUCCUAGAGCGACGUACAGUGUGCUUAAUUUGCGUUUCCUCGGAGACUAAGACCUGUUGGCACCCAGAGUCGGGUGCUAUCUGCCGAGAGGUGGCAGCAGCAUGGGGACUCCCGGGGGCCUGCAAUCGGACUUCGAGACGCUUCUCACGCGUUUCCAGGAGACCGAUAGCGUCCGAUUCGAGGACUUUACCGCACUAUGGAGGGACAUGAAGUUUCAUACUAUUUUUUAUGGCAGAACAAGACAUAUGGAAAAGAACAAGUUUACAAAAGAAGCUUUAUCUCUGGCUUGGAAAUAUUUUCUACCUCCAUACACCUUUCAGAUCAGAGUUGGUGCUUUGUAUCUUAUGUAUGGACUAUAUAAUACACAACUCUGUCAGCCAAAGCAAAAGAUUAGAGCAUGCCUUAAGGAUUGGGAUGAAGUUAUGAAAUUUCAGCAAGAUCUAACAAAUGCACAACAUUAUGAUGCUUCUUAUAUUCUUCGGAAGCUGCGAUUAGACAAAGCCUUCCAUUUUACAGCAAUGCCCAAACCUCUUUCAUACAGAAUGAAGAAAAAUAUUCCAAGAACUGAAGUUACAGAGGAAUUUAAGGAACCAAAUGACCGAGUAAUGAAGCUUAUCACUGCUGACACAUUAGAGGAAAUUAUGAAUAUCCAUGAGCAUUACCAGGAAAUGAAGCAAAUAAUUUCAGCAGAUAAGUCCCAGCCUGACAAGGCCCUUAGCUUGAUAAAAGAUGAGUUUUUAGUCAACAUUAAAAAUCUGGUUUUAGAACAUAAACAGUGGCAUGAAGACAAAAAGAAGCUGUUCAUGAAAGUUAAAAAUGAAGAUGAUCAAAAAGAAAAGGAAGGAAGUUCACAAGAAUUGGAAGGUUCUGAAAGAGCAGGAGCAUUAGCUAAAAUAAAAUCCAAGGCCUAUUCAAUUGUCACUCAGGCAUCCAAGUCAAGAAGACACCGUCAAGUUAAACUUGAACCACUUGAAUCAGAAUUAGUUAAAAAGCUAGGGAAGACACCUUGUAGUAAAAGAAAUAAAGAAAAAUUGGAAUCAGAAGAGGAAACAUCAUCUCAAAUUAAAGAUUUCCCAGCACCUAAGAGGAAAAGAAGAUGCUGAACCAAGAACUUGGACUAUAUACUUUUAUGAAAUUUGAAUUUCUGGACAAUUAACAUCUUUAUGUGAUGAACAUAAAGAAUGAAAAUAUUAAAACCAGCUGUUCCCGUAUUUCUUCUGCACUACCACAACAAUUCUUCAUGGAAAAAUUGGUUUCUGCUGGUCUUUAUAUGCAUUCAAAAUUGCCUUAACAUAGUUGUGGCCAUGUUAAUUAUUAUAUAUUAUUAUUUUAAAUUAAACUUUAAUUUAGCUGGAAUGUGUAUUGCAUUGUACUUAGUAAUAAUUUUUGACUUGAAAGGAAUCAUAUAUCUAAUAUAGAUGGGUAAGUGCAAUAAAUAUAUUUUUCUUCAUUACUACUAGAUUAUAAAUUCAAUGAGAUAAAGUCCAAUGCUCAGCACAAUGCUUUGCAUACUGUAGGUACUUAAUAAAAUGUUGGAAAUAGGAAUAGCAAGUUCUUAAAAAAGGUUGAAUUGAAAUGUUUUGAUUUAUUUUUACAAGAAACUUCUAUUGAUAGUUCCUACUGUCAAGAUCAUAACUAGUUGCUAUUUUAUUAUCAACCUAACUUUAUUGUGUACCAUUAUUAGUUACUUUAAAGUCUCCUUUGUUUUAGUGACCUUUAAAUAUCCAGAUCAUGAAAAUAAUAUAUUGACUAAUCUUGAGUACAAGGAUAUUGUAAUAUAUAUUAUUUCUUAAGGAGUUAUUAAAAGCCUUUCAAAUAAAAUUUUAAAUGAACAAAAAAGAUCAUAUGGUUGAUCAUGCUAGAAAGAUUUCUUUUAUGUUACUGACAAUGGUGUGUCUAUUUUCAAAGAAAAAAGGCUUUUAAAAAAGCUAACCUAAGAAUGGAGAAACUUCUUUUCAGUAAUCCAGUUACUUGGUAUAAUGAAUUCUUUGGGCAUGGCAAUCCAUAAAAUGAAUAAAAAAUUAAAAUGCCCCUUAGUACUUGGGGAUCUUUUUUCAUAUCUGUUGUGAUGGUAAUGCUGUUGGACAAAGUGCUAAGAAUUCCAAUAUUUUUAGGCAGAUUAUAAAAAUUAAUUUAGCUGUUGGUUUCUUAAAUGUGGAAUAAUUAUCUCUUGACCAUUAAGCGAAUAAUACUAAUUGAAGAAUUGAAUCAUAAUUUUGACAUUUUCAUUGUAAUAAAAUUAAGAGACUUUAAUUUUAAGUAAAAGAUUAAUUAGUUCUUCUUAAGUAAGGAAAGGAGCUACUUGCAGUUGGUUCUUAUAAUGUGUCCUAAGCCAUUUAUAGCAUGGAAUAUGUGGUUACCUUGCAGUACUCAGAUAAACAUUUAUAAGACUGUCUUGAAAAUAAUUGUCACAUGUACUACAUAUAUUGCUUUAGGAUCAGAAGAAAAAAAUUCUAUGAAAAAACUCAUGAUACUUAUAAAAUUAUAUAUUUGGUGACUUCAGGGAAAAGAUAAGGUGAACAUCUAAGGAGAGUAGCAAAAAUUGUGUUGGAAAAGUAUGAUUUAGUGUUAAAUAGAAAUCUUAUAUGGAAUAUUAUCUUCAAGAAGAGAAUUGAGAAACAUUUACUAUGAAAGGUACCAAAUAAUAUCACAAAAAUGAAUAUUGAAUUUAUUUAAAUAGGAAUCUACUACUUGGCAAUAUGGGAGUUAUUUUUGAAUCAACUGUUUUGGUAGAAUCAGACUGAUAUACUUGGUUUCCAGGACUUUGCCACAAUAGAAAGUGUUAUUGUAAAUAUUUUAUUAGAUAUUAGAGCAAAGGUCAAAAGCAAUUAAACAUGUGAAGCAUUGGCAUGAAAUUGAGGCAGUUUAUAAUCUGAUGUUUUAAGUUAUUGCUGCCUAAAAAUGGGAUAUAGUCCUUUUUCAUGAUGGCAAAAUAUUGGAAAUUAAUGGGAUACCCAUCAGUUGGGGAAUGUAAUGAAUGAAACAUUCAUAACCAGAUAAAGAACUGAUGUACUCUGAAUGUAGAUUGAAGUAUAUUUUUCGAUUAUUAUUUUUGUUUCCCCCAUUUUGAUUUGUUGCUUCUUCCACAAUUAUGACAUAUGGAAAUAUUUUACAUGAUAGUACAUAUAUAAACUAUAUUAAACUUUAUCAUCUUUGGGAGAAGGAAAGGGAGGGAGGGAGGGAGAAAAAUGUGGAAUUCAAAAUCUUAUAAAAAUGAAUGCUAAAAUUUUCUUGAUGUGUAGCUGGGGAAAAUGCUAUUUUUAAAAAGAUGGGAAAUAGAUUCUUAAGAUAAACUAGUUUUGUAAAGAAGUUUUAAAAAAUUUUGUCAAGUGCCACAUUGAGGGAUAAAAAGUGCCCAGGGAGUGGGGUUAGAGCAAACAGGUCUUCCCACAACUACAUGAACAAAGAUCUGAAAAGAGUGCCAGAUAGCACAUGUUCUUUGUUUUCCACAGGACUGGAUUUCUCCAUCAUGCCCUAUGUUUGUCUUCCCAGCCUUUCCCCCUUGAGGUCAGGGGCUAUCUUUGCAGUGCUUAACACAAGGCCUGGAACAUAAUAAUAUAGGCCUUUAAUAAAAUACUUGUUUUAGAUGGAGUAGUGAUCUGAAAUCCAGGGAGAAACUAUAAUGAGUCAUCAGCACAAGAUUCAACCUACAAGCAAAUGAUUCAGAAAUGUGGAACAAAGACAGGUUAAGGAUCAUGAAACCAGAUCCUGGAUGCAGAACCAGGAUAAUAGCUAUCUUAGACCUAACUUUUGGGUGAAGAAAAGGGUCUUAGUAUUGUUGCAUCUAUCUCUGAUCCUCAGAGAGUAGGUUUGAAGUUCAGGACUCAGUUUCUGGAUAGAGUUCUAUCUAGCUAGAUAGAAAGACUCUUGGACUCUGUCCCAAGACAUGGUCUCUAAAUUCUUACUUGGGAGCUGGAAGGAAUGCUAAUAGGAGAAUCUGAGACUCAGCUCUCAGACAUUGGGACUUUGAUGCUGUUGCUAUUAUCUUAACCAUGAAACAAAAAAUAUUGUAAUCAGACUUUUUCAGGAGAAAAGGGCCAUGGCUGUUUCUCUGACCUGGGACCUAAAUACUGUCAGGAUGAUAGCUCUGUCACUAGAACAAUAGGCAAGACAAGCCGCAAUUAUACAGGAUCAUGAUGGUGCCACUAGAAAUGCUCAGAGUCUUGCCCUAAACAAAAUCCCAAUUUGGGAAAUAUGAAAGAAUGGGAAACAAAAGCUAAGUUAUGAUAAGGGUGCCCAAGAUACAUGAUCUAAAAAUAAAAGGGCAUGUUUUCAAGAAAUCAAGAGUAUGAAAGAAAUUAUUCAGAUCUAUAGUUUCUAUAGAGGCAUGUAUUCUGUAGAAAGAAUUUGUGAUAAGGAAUACUGAUCACAAAAGAUUAAUUGGACAAUUUUGAUUACAUAAAAUUGGGAUAUUUUGUAUAAACAUGGUUGAUGUAGCCAAAAAUAAGAGAAUAAAUAACUGGGGAGAAAAGAUCUUUGAAGCAAAUUUAUUUGAUAAAGGUUUCAUUUCCAAGAUAUAUAAAGAACUGAUCAACAUUUAUAACUAAAAUCCUAUCCAAAAUCGAUAAAUGAUUGAAGGAUAAUAGCAGUUUCCAAGGGAAGAAAUCCAAACCAUAAUUCUAUAAAGGGACUGCAUUUACCAGUGUUUCCCCCACAACCUGAAUCAGUCAUAUAUUACUCCCUAAAGACUUUGUAAUAUUGGUUAGGUUCACUAUUUCUUUCCCUCUUACCCCUAUGCCUUCCCCAGGGAUUGAUUUUCUUUAAAAGAAGACAAGGCUUUCUCAAAGAUAUUGAUGCAGCUUUCUGAUCACCUAAGUAUAUAAAUCUAUGUGUGUGGUAUCUGGGUUUCUCAGAUUUGGUGGAUACCAACUGAAUACCAUUUGAGUCAUGUUAUAUUCUAAUCUUUUUCCAUAAGGAGGCAAGAGAGGCCAUUUCUACCAUAGCUGAAGCUAAGUGUCACCUUGUUACAUGUUCCUGCUAUGUUGGAGCAAAGUAAACUUUGCAACUAUUAAAUGACUUAAUUCAUCUCCAAAUUGAACCUGAACUAUUAAGGGGAUAGUGACAGCUAGGUGGCAAGUGAAUGAAGUGCUGGGGCUGGAAUCGGGAACACCUUCAAAUUUGGCUUCAGCAUACUAGCUGUAUGACCCUGGACAAGACACAACACUAUUUGCCAGUUUCCUGAUUUUUAAAUUGAGCCCGAGAAGGGAAAGGCAAACCACUCUAGUAUCUUUGCCAAGAAAAGCCCAAAUGAGAUCAUGGAAAGUGAGACAGGACUGAAAUGACUGAACAACAAACCGGGUGCUAGCAUUAUGUUCAUUACUAAUUUGAAAUAGUGCUUUUGACAAGAAUGCCCAGUGGCUUACACCAUGGCUGAGUUGAGGGAAAGGCACUGAGAAUCCAAAGGAUAGGAUGUUUGGAUGGCCAAACACCAACCAGUGAUUCAUGAUUACAAGUCCUUUUGGUCAUAAAUGGAGAAUCUUUUCAAUGAGUAGGCUUUGGAUGCAGAACAGUAACUCAGUAGAUGGAGGACACUGAGAGGCAGGAUAUUGAUAGUAUGUAUUAAGUAGAAACAUUAGACCACUCUUUCAGGGUUAGCAGUCCAACUUCUGUCUGAUGGCAGAACUACUGGAUAGAGAAUAAUAACUAGGGAAUACUGGACUUGAUACUAUCAAGCUCCCAUAGUCCUCUUUCUGAAUGCAGAUGGUUCACUCCAUCACAAGUCUCUUGGAAUUGGCCAGAAUCACCUCAUUGUUGAAAAGAGCCACUUUUUUAGUCACUUCACUUAGCAUCAAUUCAUGUGAGUCUCUACAGAAGAUAGGAUAUUCUGAAAUAUCCUGCUAAUUGUUUCUUAUGGAAAAUAAUAUUUCAUAAUGCAUCCAUGGACCUCAAUUUUCCAUAAUUUUUUACUGAGUAGAGUUUGGUUUGAAAAAUAGAUUCUAUUGGUCCUUCCAUAAGUAUUCAAUACAUAUAUUUAUAACUUACUCAGCCAUUCCCCAACUGAUGGGCAUCCACUCAGUUUCCAGUUCCCUGCCACUAUAAAAAAGGGCUGCUGGAAACAUUUUCUACACGUGGGCCCUUUUCCUUUUGUUAUGAUCUCUUUGGGAUACAGACCCAGUAGAAACUCUGCCGGAUCAAAGGAUAUGCACAGGUUGAUAGCCCUUUGGGCUCUCAUUUUCAAUCAGUAAAAAUUUACUGUCUUCCCUCCCCUUAAGAAUCUGCCCUUCUUUUACAAAUUAAAAUUAAAAUUAAAGAAAAAACAAAUCCCCUGUUACAUACACAUAUAGUCAAUCAAAACACAUUUCUGCAUUGAAGGUUCAUUUUUUAACAUUAAUAUUCUCCUAGUGAUGCUGAAUGUUUUAGUGGCAUGAAAUUCAACAUUUUCCAAAGACUCAAAAAUUUGAGUGUUAUUCAAAGAAUAGAAGAGGUUCAUGGUGGAUGACAAGGUUGCAAAUUGUUACUAGUGAAGAAUUGCACUAAACAUUGUAAACAUUAGUAUCCAAGAGAAAAGUAACUGUAAAAAGAUGGUGGACUGGUCAUGUAGCAAGAAUGAGAGCAUCUAUAAUAAGAUGGUGUUUAUACAUGGUCUGAAAAGUGUCUUUUUCACUAUUCAGCCAUUAUCACUGUGGAAUUGGAAUUAAGACAUAUGAUACCAGAGGAACAUUUUUCAUUUUCCUUUGUUUCAUGUGUUGCUUGGUAUUUAUAUACUUGAUUCAGAAGAAUGGAAUUUUCUGGAAAAUGGAAUCUUGAAAUGUGGUUUCAUUAAAAAAAACACUUAAAUUCUUUUUUUUUUUUUUUUUUUUAAUUCUCAGUGACUUAAAGGUAAAGGUUAUUUAUGAUCUGUCCAUAGAGUUCUCAAUUCCCUGUAAUUUCUUACUGAGAACAGUUUGGUUUGAAAAAUAGAUUUUAUUGGUCCUUCAAUAAACAUAAACAUAAUAAAACCA